This is a messenger RNA of Mesorhabditis belari, 759 nucleotides long. The record is from the annotation of a GenBank genome assembly. NCBI's taxonomy places the organism in Eukaryota, Metazoa, Nematoda, Chromadorea, Rhabditida, Rhabditidae.
AUGGACAUUGUUAUCAAUUUCAUUUUCAAAGCUCACGAGCCGGCCGCCUGGUUUCUGACUUUUGUCACCGUUUUCCUCAACGCUUUGCUUUUCUAUUUCAUCACAUGCAAAACGAAACACGAUUUUGGGAUCUAUAAAAGAAUUCUAAAAUUUCUUACUUUAUAUAACAUUUUCUAUUCAACAACGCAAAGUGUUACUGUGCCGAUUCUCUACGCUGGCGAUUACUAUUUCACUUUGAUUCCCGGCGGAUAUGCGAUGAGAUUUUUCUCUACAUAUGCUCAAAUGGUUUGGGGUUCUUUCGUUUCCUCUUGUUUUGGAAUGAGUCUCGCUGUGUUGGCCGUUCAUUUCGUCUAUCGUUACAUUCAAAUUUGCCACUAUCGUCAUGGCUACCUCUUAACCGGCUACUAUCAAUCAAUUUGGUUUGGCUACAUGCUAUUUUGUUUAACUGCUUGGAUGAUUGGUUGUGUCGGUUUCUUGGGGAUGUCAAUCGAAAAAGAACGGUUACUGUUUCCGGAUGUUUUGCGAGCUUACAAUCUAAACAUGACAAACCGCGGUUAUGUUGGACCGCAUUAUUGGAUCCUCUACGGCACCCAACUUGAGCCACAGUACAAAGAUUGGUCGGGAAUGUUGCUCGUUGCUGUGGCCACCAGUUCAACAUUAAUAAUGAUGUGUUUUUGUGGAUACCGAACCUACUAUGGGAUGGCAAACGUGGUGGCGAAGCAAUCUGCCAAGAAACGAUCGAGAAAACGAAGGUGGAAU